Molecule: messenger RNA, 1926 nt
Organism: Bipolaris zeicola 26-R-13
Lineage: Eukaryota; Fungi; Ascomycota; Dothideomycetes; Pleosporales; Pleosporaceae
Exons: 2
Coding region: 1-1926 (641 amino acids)
Cellular component (GO): nucleolus
Molecular function (GO): nucleic acid binding; ATP binding
Source: RefSeq, a predicted model, not a curated record
AUGGCGCCUCAGGCGAAGAUGGAUCGCUCUUUUGGCGCUCUUACCCCAGCCCUAUCGGAAUGGAUUCUUGAGGCGGUCGAUUCUAUGGGCUUUGUGAAAACCACGCCGGUGCAACACGCGGCCAUUCCCAUGUUCAUGAAGAACUCGGAUGUCGUAGUCGAGGCCGUCACCGGAAGUGGAAAAACCCUAGCUUUUCUUAUACCUAUUGUCGAGCGGUUGCUGCGACUGGAUGCGCCCAUAAAGAAGCAUCACGUGGGCGCCAUAAUCAUAUCGCCAACCAGAGAACUCGCAACACAAAUUUACACAGUUCUAGCUUCCCUUCUUAGAUUUCACGCCCCCUCGGCAGCCCUGUUGGACCCGGAAGAUGAAGAUACCGACAUGGAAGAUGCUGACGCUCCACCAAAGCCAACUUUUCCACCAGGAACCCUGAGAGUUGUUCCUCAGCUGCUCCUGGGUGGCUCAGUUACGCCAGCACAAGAUCUCAGCAGAUUCUUGAAGUCAUCAACCAACGUUCUCAUCGGUACCCCUGGUCGCCUUCUCGAACUCCUCUCCUCACCGCACGUUCACUGCUCACAGUCGUCUUUUGAUGCUCUUGUACUUGAUGAAGCCGAUCGACUUCUGGAUCUUGGCUUCAAAGAUGACUUACAGAAGAUUCUUUCUCGUCUACCCAAGCAGCGCCGAACUGGCCUCUUCAGCGCAAGUGUCAGUGAGGCAGUCGACCAGCUCAUUCGCGUCGGCCUCCGAAAUCCAGUCCGUAUCGCCGUCAAGGUCAAGGCCCGAGCCGCCAACAGUGCGGCAGGCGAGGCUGGCGCGAUAGAGGACAAGAGGACACCUGCGAGUUUGCAAAUGUCAUACCUUGUCAUGCCCGCGUCCCACAAACUUCCAGCCAUCAAGAAACUACUGGCGUCCUUGCAGCCACAGCCUCAAAAGUCGAUCAUGUACUUGGCGACAUGUUAUUCCGUCGAUUAUUUCCAGCACAUCCUACCAGAGGUCCUCAAGGGGUAUACCAUUGUUCCUAUGCAUGGCAAGCAUCCCGACAAGGUUCGCCGUAGAAACUUCAACAAGUUUGUUGAUAGCAUGACACCAAGCAUUCUCUUAACUACCGAUGUUGCAGCUCGAGGUCUCGACAUACCUUCAGUCGAUCUAGUCCUGCAACUUGACGCACCAAGUGACCCCAAGACCUUCAUCCAUCGAUGCGGUCGUGCCGGUCGAGCUGGCCGGAAGGGGUUGGCUGUAACCUUUCUCAACCCAGGCCGCGAAGAAGAUUACGUCGAGUUUCUCCGAGUCCGACAAACACCAAUAUCACCUCUGACCACCCCAAAAAUCGAAAUCUCAGAAGAAGAAGCACAUGCAAUCAGCAACAAGAUAAGAAAAGUAGUUAAAUCCGACCGAGCACUAUUCGACAAAGCCCAACGCGGUUUCGUCUCCUGGGUCCGCGCAUACAGUAAACACACGGCCAGCUCCAUAUUCCGCAUCCCCGACCUCGACUGGACCGAACAAGGCCACUCAUGGGGCCUCCUCAAGCUCCCCAGCAUGCCCGAGCUCAAAAAAUGGGACGGCGACCGCAGCCUCGGCGUCACCAUUGAUUUUGCCACUUACGCAUACAAAGACAAAGCCCGUGAACAGCAACGCCAGACCGAGCAGGCCGAAUACGAAGCGACCAAGGCUGAGGGCAAGAAGAAGAAAUAUGUUCCGGAAGAUAAGAAGGCGGCAGCUUGGACGCACCAAAAGGAUUUGAAGGCGCUCAAGGAGUUGAGGAGGGAGAAGAAGACGGCGAAGCGCGAGCAUGAGCGUGUGGCUGCUAUGACGGAGGAGGAGCGCAAGGAGGAUGAGAGGCUGAAGGGCAUGAUUGCCCAGGUGAGAAAAAGGGUGGCAGAGAAGGAGGCACAGGAUGAAGGAGAUGAGUUUGAGGGGUUUAGCGAUUAA